Messenger RNA from Puntigrus tetrazona (Sumatra barb), 5840 nucleotides. Its product is annotated as R3H domain-containing protein 2. Gene Ontology annotation, molecular function: nucleic acid binding. Lineage: Eukaryota; Metazoa; Chordata; Actinopteri; Cypriniformes; Cyprinidae. The transcript has 26 exons. The coding region runs from base 730 to 3888 and encodes 1052 amino acids. The record is from RefSeq and is a predicted model, not a curated record.
CGCGCCGGAACGCGGAUCGGCUCGCGCGCGGUUCCCGGAAGCCGCUCGUUCCUGGGGCCCCUGCGUUUCGCCGGGGUCUUUUUUGUAAGGUUUACCUCUGACGUCACGGCCCCGCCCACUCAAGUUCUGUUUGAUCGCUGCGCGCUGUUGACAGAGAGCUGCCGCGAACUCGUGCUCGGAGGCGAUUAAACGGCGUUAAGCGGCAGCGGGCUGUCGUUAUUCGGUUACCGGGGGGGCUCGGCGGGCUAUCGCUUUAAACAUGUUCACCUAACCCAUCCCGAGCGAUAGUAAUGUGCUCACGAGUUCGUGAGGCGGCCGAUUGUCAUUUUGACUUAGCUCGCGUUCGCUUAGCCGCCACAGGCUAAUUAAUUAAGCCGUAGUCUGAGGUAAAUAUCCGCUCCGAAUCAUCGGAAACGCGACGAAAACGUCCAGAACGCCGACCCACAGCGAGGACCAGUGCUGUUUCGUCGUGCUGAAUGAACGCGAGGGAUUAACGGCAGGUGGAGCUGUGACGAUUGCUGUGUCUAUAAGAACGUCGCCCAGCAUGCAAGGAAACUGAGAAGACAUUGGUUCAACAUGACGCCCCCCCCGCCCUCAUCUCAGCCAUAGAACACACGCACACCCUCACACACACACACACACACACACACCCACGCGCAGAAGAACACACACCAUCACACUACAGCCCCAGGUGUGUCAGGGUUUGUGAGGUGUGCUCUUUGAGGGAUCAUGUCUGUGGUCUUUGCGCCCGACGGGAUGAAGGAGGGCGACGGCUCUCUGUCCACCGAGGCUCCCGCAGGCAUCAGAGGUAAAAACAGCCCGUCGGCGCCCGCUAAAGACUCCAACACCGACAGCACGGAACCAGACGACAACCUCUCCCAGGAUGCACAAAGACGCUGUCAGAAUCAUGGCCACACUAGGAAACGAGCCAAGUCGAAUGCAAAGCUCAAGCUGGUGAGGAGUCUUGCAGUUUGUGAGGAGUCUUCAGGACCGUUUUCCACCGACGGUCCUCCGGAAACACAGGACAUCAUUCAGCUUCACAUCAGCUGUCCAUCUGACAAAGAGGAAGAGAAAUCCUCGAAAGACGAGUACGAGAAUGAAGAAAGGGAAAAGAAGGAUAAAACUCCACGCAAGAUGCUUUCGCGCGACUCCAGUCAGGAAUACACCGAUUCCACAGGGAUCGACGUGCACGAGUUCCUGGUGAACACACUAAAAAACAACCCCAGAGACAGAAUGAUGCUGCUCAAGCUGGAACAGGACAUCCUGGAUUUCAUUAAUGAUGAGAAUAAUCAGUACAAGAAGUUUCCUCAGAUGACCUCAUAUCAUCGCAUGCUGCUGCAUCGGGUCGCCGCCUACUUCGGCAUGGAUCACAACGUGGACCAAACGGGCAAAGCGGUCAUCAUCAACAAGACCAGCAACACACGCAUCCCCGAGCAGAGGUUCUCCGAGCACAUCAAAGACGAGCGCAACAUGGACUUCCAGAAGAAGUUCAUCCUGAAGCGAGACGAUGCCAGCAUGGAUAAAGACGAUAAUCAGAUCCGGGUUCCGCUGCAGGACGGCCGCCGCAGUAAGUCCAUCGAGGAGCGAGAGGAGGAGUACCAGCGCGUCAGAGACCGCAUCUUUGCACGAGAAUCCUCACAGAAUGGAUACAUCAAUGAUAACAGACUGUCCACUGACGGCUACUCCUCGUCCUCCCAAAAGCGGAGGCAGAUUUUUAGGGGGAACAGGGAAAGCUCCAGCCGAGCGUCCAGCAGUCGUCAGAGCAGCACCGACAGCGACAUGAAGAGCCUGGAGCCGCGUCCGUGGAGCAGCACCGACUCGGACAGCUCCAACCGCACGCUCAGGCCUCCGGUCACCAAAGCCAGCAGCUUCAGCGGCAUCUCCAUCCUCACGAGAGGAGACAGUCUGGGCAGCAAGGGCUCGCAGGGCAGCGCCAGGGGCUCCCGCACAGGUCUUCCCACAAUCGCUCCAGACGUCUGUCCCUCGGCUCCACCGCCCCAGCAGAGCCGCGGGCUCCUGCCCUGUCCCCCGAACUGUCCCUCCGGGGCCCCUCAGACCCAGAGCCAACCGGCCCCCCCGCCGCUGCUGCCCACCCCGACUCACGCACACACACACACUCACACACAGCACGCCAUCAGCGCGCACAAUCACAUGCUGCCUCAGCCGGUGGCGUCUCUGCAGCCGUCUGCGCAGGCUGUGUCUUACUCAAACCCUUCGUGCCCUCAGGUCAUCCUGCCUGUUUCUCCUUCCCAGCAGUAUAACAUGGGAGAUGAGCUGACUCCAGGGUUCGGGCAGAUGUCUCUGAGUCGUCAGAGCUCCAGCGAGGCUCCAGAGACGUCCGGUCUGUACCAGCCUCCGCCCGCCGUACUGUCCCAGCAUCCUCCACCCCAGCCCAGCUACAUCAUGCCCCCGCCGCCCUCUGGAUACCAGCCUGCCGCUCCACACCCGCAUCCUCCUCCACCUCCACCUCCACCAACACAACCCAUCCUACAGACAGCUCCACCCACCCAGGGAUACAUGCAGCCUCCGCCGCAGCAGAUCCAGGUUCAGUAUUACUCCACCGGAGGACAGUAUCCGAGUUCAGGCCAGCAGUUUCGCUCCAUCUCUCACCAGGUGUCAUACCCCACACAGCGCUCUCAGCCUCUGCCUCCACCGGCGCAGCCCUCCGCUCCUCUCCAGCCCAUGAUGACCAAUCAGCAGCCUGCGUACCAGGGCAUGAUGGGAGUCCAGCAGCCUCAGAGCGCCAGCAUGAUGAACACGCAGCGCACGGCCAUGAACGGACAGAUGCCGGGCAUGAUGGUCCAGUACCCACCCAUGCCCUCUUAUCAGGUGCCAGUAGCUAAUGAGAGUCAGUCCGUGGUGCAGCAGCAGUACCAGCAGCCCGUCAUGGUUCCUGCCAGUCAGUCAGUACAGGGAGCCCUGCCGCCCGCGGCACCCAUGCCCGUCUACUACAGCGUACUGACGCCCACACAACAGAACAGCACAAGUCCAUCUGUGGGUUACCUGCAGCCGCCCAGUUCAGACCAGUACCAGAUGACCCAGUCUGCCUCCCCCUGCAGCCCUCAGCCCAUGCAACAGCAGUAUUCAGGGGUUCCUCCUCCUGGUCCUGGUGUGAUGGUGAUGCAGCUCAGUGUCCCUAACGGCCCGCAGCCGACCCAGAAUCCUCCGCUGGUUCAGUGGAACCCCUGCAAGUACUACAGCAUGGAGCAGAGACCCAGCAAGCCUGAGCCACAGGUCAGCACUCAGCUCAGCAGUCCUCUGGCGUCUCCCACACAGUCUCCGGCUCCGUCUCCGUCUGGCAGCGUGAACACUGUGUGUCCAGGUCUAGGCCCGCUGCCUCUCAUCUCACAGUUCCCUCGGCCCGGCGGCCCAGCACAAGCAGAUGGACGCUACUCUUUACUGGGGCAGCCGCUGCAGUACAGUCUGUGUCCUCCUCCCAUCAUGCACAACCACAACCAGUCAUCCUACAGCUCCCAUCAGAGUCAGGGAGUGAUGAAGCACGGAGCGCGGGGUAAAAGACAAACACUCAAAUCAGCCUCUACAGACCUGGGAACUACUGACGUGGUGGUGAGUCGGGUGCUGGAAGUGACCGAUCUCCCCGAGGGUAUUUCUCGUCCGGAGGCCGAGAAGCUCUUCAACCAGCUCUCGCUCUGCGGCGCCAAGAUCCAGUGGCUGAAGGACCCCCAGUGUCCCCGGGGCCCCGGCGGCGGGCGAGGAGAUGCCAGCGACCCCGCUAACCUCUACACCGUGGUGGCCGUGUUCCCAAACACAAUGGCGGCCCAGAGCGCCUCCUUCAAACUCAACAACAGCGGCGGGAGUUUGUUCAAACUGCGCGCCACCAAAAAGAACUAUGACCUGCGCGUGCUGGAGCGAGCGAGCUCGCAGUGAGCUGGGAGAGAGAGAGAGAGGAAGUCCAAGAUGUCAAAGGGAAGAGAUCAUCCUGGGAUAUUUUUUAUUGUUUUCUAUCAUUAACAGAAGAGCACAUAUGACACAGAGGCGUGUUUCGUUGUAUGCGUAUCGUACGACGCGCACACUCUUAAAGAGACAGUUCAGAUGAAAAUGAUAUCGUUUGCUCGCUUUCAUGGCGUUCCAAACCUGUAUGACUGGAUUUGUUCUGUGGAACGAGCAGAUGUUUUGGAGAACGUUGGUGAAAAUGCAAUGGAAGUCAUUGGGUACCAAAACAUUUCAUUGCCUGGCUGUUUUUUGCUUUUUGUGCGCGUGUUCUUCAGAGAUAAAAAGAAAUUCAUACAGGUGUUGAACGACAUGAAGGCAAGUGAAUUCUGACGCAAUUUUUGUGCAAACUAUCGUGAUUUCCUUUUUUCUGUGGAACAUGCGAGUGGAUUUUUUUAAAUUUUAUUUUAAAUUUUUUGCCGGCAUUUUUUUUAUUUUUUUAUAAGAACGUUCAAAGACACAAAGGUGAGAAAAUGAUUACAGAUAUUUUUGCAUGAACUGUCUCUUUAAUAAAAGGAUAGUUCAGGCGUAAUGAAGAUCUUGUCUUCGUUUACUCACCUUCAUGUGUUUCCAAACCUGUUGGGCUCUCUUUCUUCUGUGGAACAUAAAAGCACGUGUUUUGAAGGAUAUUGGGCUCCAAACCGUCUUCGCUCGCGUUGUCUUCUAUUCCAUGGAAAUACAGUGGAAGUCAAUGGGAACCGGGAAUGUUUGUUUGCCAGUAUUCAUUUCAGUAUUAAUGAUCAUGCUUUUGCAACAGAAAGAAAUGUUUAGAGGUUUGGAGCGACAUGGAUGCGAGUAAACCGUGACGGGUUUUUUCAUUUUUAGGCAAACUAAAGAGAGAGUUUACCCCAAAAUGAAAGCUCUGUCGUCCUUUACUCACAUUCAUGUCGCUCUGAACCGAAAAGACAUUUUUAUUCGGUGGAAUAUAAAAGAUAUUUUGAAGAAUGUUGGGAAUCCAACCGGUUCCCAUUGCAGUGUAUGGAAAUCCAAUGGGGACCGUUUUUUUUUCACAUGAUUUUGAAGAAAGAAACGUAUUUAUUGAAAUUGUUUUUUUGUUUUGUUUUUUCUUUAAAAGGAUGAUUCAGGCUUAAAUGAAGAUCUUGUCUUACCUUCAUAUAUAUAUAUUUAUAUAUAUAUAUAUAUAUAUAUAUAUAUAUAUAUAUAUAUAUAUAUAUAUAUAUAUAUAUAUAUAGCACUGAAGAAAUAUUGCAAAAAGAUCCAUACAUGGCGAUGUUUGACAUCAUAUAGACUCGUGUGAAGACUUCAGAAGACUUCUAUGGUACUCUAAUCUCGUUCGUGGAGCUCAAGCGGCCAAAUAAAGCUGGGAUGUCCUUCCCAAGCAGAAGAAAGGAAGUCGAGUGGGUUUGAUCUGAACUGUGUCUUUAACGAAGCCUCGUCUCUCCACGCGCUCAUCCGUCUUCGUCUCUCUCUCUUCCUCUGGCGAGCUCUCUCUCUCUCUCAUCAUCUUCUCUCUCUCACGUUGUUCACUUUGGAUUUCUUCCUCUUCUCACUUUCUAGCGUCUCUUGCUUUCUGUUUUGCCUUAACGCUGUUGUGGACUUCUGUAUCGCGCUGUUUAUUUUCUCUCUCUCUCUCUCUCUCUCUCUCUCUCUCUCUCUCUCUCAGAUGAAUCUUCUUUUCUCGGUUCAGUAUAUUUAUAUAAGUGAUGUAAGGAUUAUAAGAAAAUCUAUAUAUUCAGUGAUUCUUUUCCCGUGGAUAAGUUGAAGCUCCUCCUCCUCCUCUCCUCGUUGUGUUUGCGUUUUUCCGUGGACAGCUGUGCAGAAAGUAUCUGAGGUAUUUAAAAGUGCACAAUGAUUGCGAAUGUCUACUGUAAAUUCCAUUUAAUCUGUUAUUUUUUGUUCGUUUUUAAAAAUAUAAAAGAUAACUCAAA